Messenger RNA from Xenopus laevis (African clawed frog), 472 nucleotides. RefSeq lists its product as uncharacterized. Lineage: Eukaryota; Metazoa; Chordata; Amphibia; Anura; Pipidae. The transcript is spliced from 5 exons. Bases 16 to 438 code for a protein of 140 amino acids. The record is from RefSeq and is a predicted model, not a curated record.
UGAGUAGCGGCGCCUAUGUGCUCAGUGUCAGGGAGCCCGUGCACCAUGGUGCGCAUGAAUGUCCUUGCGGAUGCUCUGAAAAGCAUCAAUAAUGCAGAGAAACGUGGCAAACGCCAGGUCCUCAUCAGACCAUGUUCAAAAGUGAUUGUGCGAUUCCUGACAGUAAUGAUGAAGCAUGGUUACAUUGGGGAGUUUGAGAUUAUUGAUGACCACAGAGCUGGGAAAAUUGUAGUCAAUCUCACAGGAAGACUUAACAAGUGUGGCGUUAUUAGCCCCAGAUUUGAUGUUCAACUGAAGGAUCUGGAGAAGUGGCAAAAUAACCUCUUGCCUUCACGUCAGUUUGGGUAUAUUGUGCUCACUACUUCAGCUGGCAUCAUGGACCACGAAGAAGCCAGGCGAAAACACACAGGAGGCAAAAUCCUGGGAUUCUUUUUCUAAGCUACCCGAGAAAAUAAACCGUUCUUGAAAAAUG